UGUUUAUUAUUGUCGCAUUGACAUUUUAAGUACAGUCAUAUUGCACAGACAUUGAGGCUGUUGCUAGUCAAGCGUGUGUUAUCUGCCAUCUGCCACGUAACAGACUUACCACGAGGAAACGACCAACGACGUCACCAGUGACAGAUACAGUUUAUCGGCUUUGCUUCGUACGAUUUUUUCACCGGAAUAAAUAUACUGUUGCCGGUGACUUGAUAGUCAAAUAUCAGAUGCUGACGUUACAAUAAUAAGAGCUACGACUAAGUCGAAAAUGAAUAUCCCCGAAAAAUUACGACAAUUCGAUGCAUAUCCAAAAACCCUUGAAGAUUUUCGAAUCAAGACAUACGGCGGUGCUAUUGUGACAAUUGUUAGUUCUAUUAUUAUGAUGCUACUUUUUUUCUCUGAAGUUAAUGACUUCUUGACUCCGCAUUUGAAAGAAGAAUUGUUUGUCGAUACUUCUAGAGGUUCUAAAUUGAAAAUUAAUUUAGAUAUUAUUGUUCAUUCCAUAGCUUGCGAUUUAUUAUUGAUAGAUGCUAUAGAUAUGACUGGAGAGCAACAUUUGCAUAUCGAUCAUAAUAUUUAUAAAAGAAGAUUAGAUCUCAGUGGCAAACCUAUCGAAGAUCCAAAAAAAACAGAGAUUGCUGAUAUUAAAAAAUCUACCGAAAAGCCAGCAGAUAAUACAACGGCAGUGCAAUGUGGUGAUUGCUAUGGAGCAGCAAAUGAAGAACAAGGUUUAAAGUGUUGUAAUACGUGCGAAGAUGUUAAAACUGCGUAUAGAAUAAAAAAAUGGGCAAUCAGUGAUCCUUCUAUCUUUGUACAAUGUAAAAAUGAUAAGUCGGCUGAGAAAUUGAAACAUGCGUUCAACGAAGGAUGUCAAAUUUAUGGAUAUAUAGAAGUCAAUAGAGUAGGAGGAAGUUUUCAUAUAGCACCAGGCGAAAGUUUCCUAAGUAAUCACUUACAUGUACACGAUUUACAACCAUUUUCUAUCUCACAAUUCAAUUUAACGCACAAAAUUCGACAUUUAAGUUUUGGAACAAACAUUCCUGGAAAAACGAACCCUAUUGAUAAUUCUACAGUAAUUGCCUCAGAAGGUGCUAUGAUGUUUUACCAUUAUAUGAAAAUAGUUCCUACUACAUUCAUGAGACUGGAUGGAUCGAUUCUUCAAACAAAUCAGUUUUCUGUCACAAGACAUUAUAGAAGUGUUUCAUUUUCUGAAGACCUAGGAGUACCUGGCAUUUUUUUCAACUACGAACUUAGUCCAUUAAUGGUGAAAUACACACAAACGGUGAAAUCAUUUGGUCAUCUUUUAACAAACACCUGUGCUAUUAUCGGUGGAACUUUUACAGUUGCCAGUAUUUUUGAUGCUUUUCUUUAUCAUUCAGUAAGAGCAAUACAUAAAAAAAUCGAAUUAGGAAAAUUUAAUUAAA
This is a messenger RNA of Ceratosolen solmsi marchali, 1424 nucleotides long. RefSeq names its product endoplasmic reticulum-Golgi intermediate compartment protein 3. Gene Ontology annotation, cellular component: endoplasmic reticulum; COPII-coated ER to Golgi transport vesicle; endoplasmic reticulum membrane. The record is from RefSeq and is a predicted model, not a curated record. Bases 269 to 1423 code for a protein of 384 amino acids. The transcript is spliced from 8 exons. NCBI's taxonomy places the organism in Eukaryota, Metazoa, Arthropoda, Insecta, Hymenoptera, Agaonidae. Gene Ontology annotation, biological process: endoplasmic reticulum to Golgi vesicle-mediated transport; retrograde vesicle-mediated transport, Golgi to endoplasmic reticulum.